Tripterygium wilfordii is the source of this 3647-nucleotide messenger RNA. RefSeq names its product copper-transporting ATPase HMA4-like. Gene Ontology annotation, biological process: monoatomic cation transport. The coding region runs from base 242 to 3160 and encodes 972 amino acids. The record is from RefSeq and is a predicted model, not a curated record. Gene Ontology annotation, cellular component: membrane. Gene Ontology annotation, molecular function: ATP binding; copper ion binding; ATPase-coupled monoatomic cation transmembrane transporter activity. Lineage: Eukaryota; Viridiplantae; Streptophyta; Magnoliopsida; Celastrales; Celastraceae. The transcript is spliced from 9 exons.
CGACAAUACCCAACUUCCCACCCAAAGUCGUCUCUGCCGCCGCGUGCCGUCCAUCUCGUCCUCUUUUCCAAUCCCUGAAAAAUUCGCUCCACUCAGAAACCCUAACACGUAUCCCACAACUUCUUUGUUUUUUUGAAAUUUUUUCCCCUGGCCGAAAUCUCUUUCGUCUUGUUUCACUACCUCACGUGAAUCUUCAUCAUCGGUUGUUGAUUUAUCUGCGAUCGAAUCACUACAAGGAUUAAUGGCUCCAAACGACGAAAUUGAGGUUAAUGGGAGGAAUGAUCUUCUAGUGCCUCUAUUGCAGCCUCCAGAAAAUGUUGCUAUUGAUAUCCCUGAACCAGUUAAGAACAUGGAUAAGAAAACAAGGAUAGUCAAGUUCAAAGUUGGCAAUAUCAACUGUGCAGCUUGUGCAACUUCCAUAGAAUCUGCAGUCGGAAAGCUUAAUGGGGUUGAAAGCAUUGCAGUGUUGGUUCUUCAAGGCCAGGCUGUUAUAAAGUAUAUACCAGAGCUUAUUGGUGCAGAAAAAAUAAAGCAGACUAUGGAGGAUGCUGGUUUUCCAGUUGAUGGGCUUCCAGAGCCAGAUAUUGCGGUAUGCUGGCUUAGGAUUAAAGGAAUGGCUUGCACCAGCUGCUCCGAGUCUGUUGAACAUGCCCUUCAAAUGGCUGAUGGAGUUAAAAAAGCAGUGGUUGGCCUAGCUCUUGAAGAAGCUAAGGUCCACUUUGAUCCAAACCUCACUGAUGUUAAUCGCAUAAUUGAAGCUGUGGAAGACGCUGGAUUUGGAACUGAACUGAUCGGCUCCGGAAAUGAAGUCAACAAAGCGCAUCUGAAAGUUGAAGGAAUUGAAGAUAUGACCAUCAUUCAGCGCUCCCUUGAGUCAGCUAUAGGUGUGGAUCAUGUUGAAAUCGACUUGGCUAAUCAUAAGGUAACUGUCACCUAUGACCCAGACCUCACUGGUCCUAGAUCUCUCAUACAACGCAUCCAAGAAGCCGGUAGCGGCUCUAAUUCUUUCCAUGCAAGCUUAUACAUACCUCUUGGACGAAGAGAAACUGAGAGGCAUCAUGAAAUUGAUAUGUAUAGAAACCAGUUCUACUUGAGCUGCCUAUUCACCGUACCGGUUUUUAUGUUCUCCAUGGUGCUUCCAAUGCUUCCUCCUUUUGGAAAGUGGUUAGAGCACAAGAUUUACAAAAUGUUUACGGUUGGCCUGUUACUAAGAUGGAUCUUUUGUACACCGGUGCAGUUCAUUAUUGGCCGAAGGUUUUAUUUGGGAUCGUACCAAGCAUUGAGAAGAAAAUCUGCCAAUAUGGAUGUACUUGUGGCUCUGGGGACCAAUGCUGCUUAUUUUUACUCUGUGUUUAUAGCAAUUAAGGCAAUGACUUCUGAUGCAUUUGAAGGGCAAGAUUUUUUUGAGACCAGUGCAAUGCUGAUAUCUUUUAUUCUUUUGGGGAAAUAUUUGGAGAUUGUGGCCAGAGGGAAGACAUCAGAUGCAUUGACGAAGUUGACAAAACUUGCCCCUGAUACAGCUUACUUAUUAACUUUAGAUGGUGAUGGAAAUGUCAUCUCAGAGACAGAAAUCAGCACUCAAUUGAUACAAAGGAAAGAUAUAAUUAAGAUCGUUCCCGGGGCAAUAAUUCCUGUUGAUGGUAUCGUUACAAGUGGUCAAAGCUAUGUGAACGAGAGUAUGAUUACAGGAGAAUCAAGUCCCAUUGAGAAAAAGUCUGGUGACAAGGUUAUUGGUGGGACUGUUAAUGAAAAUGGAUGUAUACUGGUUAAGGCCACCCAUGUUGGGUCUGAGACUGCACUUUCCCAAAUUGUUCAACUUGUGGAAGCUGCUCAGCUUGCCAAAGCACCUGUUCAGAAGCUGGCUGACCAAAUUUCAAAGUUUUUUGUUCCCAUUGUUGUUUUUGCUGCAUUUAUGACAUGGUUGGGUUGGUUUAUUACUGGAGUUGUCGGUAUUUACCCCAAACACUUGAUACCAAAAGACAUGGAUGAAUUUGAACUUGCGCUGCAGUUUGGUAUUUCGGUUCUUGUGGUUGCUUGCCCCUGUGCUCUGGGACUAGCAACCCCAACUGCAGUCAUGGUUGGCACCGGGAAAGGUGCUUCUGAGGGGGUGCUUAUCAAAGGAGGGAAUGCACUUGAAAAGGCUCACAAGGUGAAAACAGUGGUCUUUGAUAAGACAGGGACACUGACAGUUGGAAAACCAGUGGUGGUUAGUGUCAUGCUAUUUUCGACUGUUUCAAUGGAACAAUUUUGCGAAAUGGCUUCUGCUGUAGAGGUGAACAGUGAACACCCAAUAGCUAGAGCUGUGGUGGAUUAUGCUAAGGGACUGUGCCAGAAGCUUGAAUCUCUAAAUGAGUAUGUCAAAGAAGCUAAGGACUUUGAGGUGCAUCCUGGAGCGGGAGUGUCUGGAAAAGUUGGUGACAUAAUUGUUUCCGUUGGGAACAAGAGAUUCAUGCAAGCUUGUAAUGUCUCUAUAGGUCCUGAGGUGGAGGAUUAUAUUUCAGAGCACGAGCAAUUGGCUCAAACCUGUGUGUUAGUUGGUGUUGACGGAGAUGUUGCUGGAGCUUUUGCUGUAACUGAUCCAGUGAAGCCUGAGGCUGGACGUGUCAUAUCUUUCCUUCGCUCAAUGGGCAUCUCAAGCAUUAUGGUGACUGGGGAUAACUGGGCUACUGCAUCCGCCAUAGCAAAAGAGGUUGGAAUUGAGAAUGUGAUUGCCGAGACAGAUCCACUGGGAAAAGCUGACAAGAUCAGAUCUCUACAGAUGAAAGGUAUGAUCGUUGCUAUGGUGGGAGAUGGAAUAAAUGACUCACCAGCCUUAGCUGCAGCAGACGUUGGCAUGGCAAUUGGUGCUGGCACUGAUAUCGCUAUUGAAUCAGCUGAUAUAGUUCUUAUUAAAAGCAACUUGGAAGAUGUAGUUACAGCCAUAGAUCUGUCUCGAAAGAUCAGUUUUCGAAUUCGGCUAAACUACAUCUGGGCUCUUGGCUAUAACAUACUUGGUGUGCCAAUUGCCGCUGGAAUAUUAUACCCUUUCACUGGAAUUCGGCUUCCUCCUUGGCUUGCCGGUGCUUGCAUGGCUGCUUCUUCCCUUAGUGUUGUCUGUUCUUCUCUUCUAUUGCAGUCUUACAAGAAGCCUUUGCAUGUUCAAGAUUCCAAAACUGUAUGACUCCUCGGAUCUCAGUUUUGUUCACAGCGGAACUCAUUGCUUGGCCAGUCCAUUUACUUGUUUCAGCAUCUUUUCAUUUACAGGGAUAGGUUAAAACUCUCCACCUAAUUGCUUAUUGGACCUUAUCAUAAGCCGCGAGGGCCAGUAUGUGCAGCAACUAUAACUUCUUCAGAGAGAGCAAGUAUACUCCAGUUUCAACUUUUACUAUCGUCGUUGUUGUUCUUAGUUUGGAACAUGAUGUUCCAGCACAAAGCAUAUCAACCCUUGUACAUGAACCUGUUAGGUGUCUCAAGAAUUAUAUAUAGUUACAAGUUACAACGGCAGUAAUAAGCUGGUGCUUCCUUUAUGCCCAACUGGUUAAUAUUUAUGUAAUAUUGCUAGGAGAGCUUUGGAUUCCUGAAGGUUUAUGAAAAUUGACUGAUAUUAACUUGUGAGGCAGGGAAGAAGAAAGUUGACUCAAGUAGAGAAGGGCAAUUUUAUGAAAUAA